GUCUGCCACCUUGAAAGAUGCAGAUCAGCGAAUUUGCAAUUUAUAAAAAGAGUUGUUCACACACUUCAUAUACCACAGUUCAUAUUUUACUGGCUGGUGUAGGUGUACAGUUCUAUACGGCAGUUCACAAGCAAAAUGAAACUUUGUAAUCUUUUAAUAUUGUUAACCACUUAUAGUGGCGUUGUAUUGGCAGGACCUAACGUGAAAAAGGAACGCAUACAAUUACCGGCUUUUGUGAAAAUAUGUCGACGCAGUGAUCCAAAUUUAGACAUGUGUGCACGUAAUUCCUUGCUCGCUAUGCGGGAGCUGCUAAAUUAUGGCAUUCCGGAGUUAUUUAUACCGCCUAUCACGCCAUUGGUUGUGCCUGAAAUUAGAAUGGAUCAAGAUUCGGGCGCCAUUUAUCUGCAUUCCACUUUCAAAAAUAUUACCGUUAACGGUUUGGCCAACUUCACGCUCAACGAGCUACAUAUAAAUCCACAGAAAAUGCGCUUGACACUGAUGCUGAGUGUGCCGAAUGUAACAAUGAAUGCAAAGUAUAAAAUGAAGGGCAAAAUUAUGAUGAUGCCACUGUUGGGGGAGGGUGAUUUCAAGGCGAAUUUCUCCAAUGUAGAGUUGAAUACGGUGAUUAGCGCCGAGCGUUACACUAAAAAUAAGCGUCUUUAUGCUAAGGUAAAGGAUGUCAAAGUGAAGUAUAAACUUGGUAAAGCAGAAUUGUAUUUGAGCAAUCUUUUCAAUGGCGAUCAAGCGCUGGGUGAGCGUAUGAAUACAUUUUUGAAUGAAAAUUGGGAUUCGCUCUUGAAUGAGCUGCGUCCUUUAAUGGAGACUUCAAUAUCGGAUAUAGUGCGCGCUUCGACGGAAAAGCUAUUCGAUACUUAUAGCUUUGAUGAGUUACUGCCCGAGUAAAUGUGAUAAUGAUAUGAAAAUGUGACGUGUUUGAAUGUUUUUGAAAAUAACAAUUGCUAUUUAUUUAUAAGUUUUUAGAUAAAAGAAAUAGCUUUAAGUGCUAAAUUAAGACAAAGUUUCAAUAUAAGCGUAACUUUGUAGAUAUACUCAAGAAACUUAGUGUGAAAUUGUUUGAAAAAGCUAUAAACAAAAUAGUUUAUACAAAUACUAAUUUUGCGCUGUGUGUUUAGAUUUUUUUUAUACUUGCAAUGAAAAAUAUAGAAUAUUGUGCACAUAUUGAAACACCCUAUUUAAUAAACUAUUAAUUUUAAGAGCACUUUUGAUACUUUUAUUUUCUUUAAAAAUUUUUAAAU
This is a messenger RNA of Bactrocera oleae (olive fruit fly), 1256 nucleotides long. RefSeq names its product Juvenile hormone binding protein 5 (gene Jhbp5). The record is from RefSeq and is a predicted model, not a curated record. NCBI's taxonomy places the organism in Eukaryota, Metazoa, Arthropoda, Insecta, Diptera, Tephritidae.